Solanum verrucosum is the source of this 699-nucleotide messenger RNA. RefSeq names its product ferredoxin, root R-B2-like. The coding region runs from base 79 to 528 and encodes 149 amino acids. Lineage: Eukaryota; Viridiplantae; Streptophyta; Magnoliopsida; Solanales; Solanaceae. Gene Ontology annotation, biological process: electron transport chain. Gene Ontology annotation, molecular function: electron transfer activity; 2 iron, 2 sulfur cluster binding. Gene Ontology annotation, cellular component: plastid. The transcript is spliced from 2 exons. The record is from RefSeq and is a predicted model, not a curated record.
AACGCAUUGCUUUGCUUGCUCUUCUUGUGCCUCUCUGCUCCACCUCGAUUACGCCGCCUUCCUUCUCCAACAGUAAACAUGUCUACUAUCGGACUUCCUACGACCUGUAUGGUAAAAACUGCUCCUCAGACCCUAAGAAAGAGCGUCUUCAUCAAGAGCCCAGCGUCUCUGGGAUCUGUAAGGAGCAUUUCUAAGGGAUUUGGAUUGAAAGCUAGCUCUGGCUUUAGAGCAUCAGCAGUUUACAAGGUCAAGUUGGUUUGUCCAGAGGGUGUUGAGCAUGAAUUCGAGGCAACUUCAGAUACUUACAUACUCGAUGCAGCUGAAAAUGCUGGAGUGGAACUCCCUUAUUCUUGCAGGGCAGGUGCAUGCUCAACAUGCGCUGGGAAGAUUGUAUCAGGGUCUGUUGAUCAAUCUGAUGGAUCUUUUCUGGAUGAUAAUCAAAUGGAGGAGGGCUAUGUGCUCACAUGUGUUUCUUACCCAACCUCAGAUUGUGUGAUUCAUACUCACAAGGAAUCUGAUCUUUACUAGUUAUUCAUAUCUCAAAUUAUGUGUAUGUUCUUGUUUGAGUUGAAGCAGUUGGAAAAUUGUUCUGUUCUUGAGAAUGGUGGUCAGGUGUAGGGUUCAAUCAGGAACCUAUUGUGUUUGAAUGAUGUUCGUGUAAUGAAUGGUUAUUAUGUUUCACUUUGUAAAAAUGUUAUC